Molecule: messenger RNA, 1419 nt
Organism: Eimeria mitis
Lineage: Eukaryota; Apicomplexa; Conoidasida; Eucoccidiorida; Eimeriidae
Biological process (GO): regulation of DNA-templated transcription
Molecular function (GO): DNA-binding transcription factor activity
Source: RefSeq, a predicted model, not a curated record
AUGUUUGUUUGCUCCUUUUUUUCGCAGAGAGCCUGUGGAAGGUGUGAUGCGAUAUCUACGGCUGCCCACUUCGUAAUCGUUUUUGAGUCUCUCCAGGUUCCGGUUUUUCAGCGCGUAGUUCUGGAGGCGCUCGAAGUGGACCGCCGCAGUGUCUACAACAGGCGCCGCGAGCAGCUUCACCUGGUCCUCAGCAUUUUUAGGAGGCUUCCUGGUGUAGGCGAUGUAACAGAAAAGACAUUGGGAAGGCUUUUAAUGAAUGCGGUUAACGACCCUGAGACGACAAGCAAGCUAUUAAGGAUAGCGGAGACUGUGCCCUUCCGGGCUCCUGCUGGUGAGGGCCUCGACAGCCCUUCGGAAGAGAGACCAGGUACCAGCUGCCAGACCAACUGCCACCUCAGCAGCCAGGCAGUUUCUAGGAGCAGCGCAGAAGACCCCAGCUCGAGAAGCAGCGGCACCCAGAGCGGUCCCAGUCCUACAAGACAUCCUUCCCCUGCUGUUCCACCACGGUCUCCAGCAGCCCAAGGGGAGCCUCUGAAGCCAAAGGACUUCUGCGAUGCAGAAAGCAUCAGCAGCACUGCUGCUGCUGCUGCUCUUCGGGAACUAGAAGAGGGGGACCCUGUAUUGUCUGAGACGCCGAUGGCCCGUGUGGUGUCUUUACAAUACGAGAGGACGCAGCAACGAUGGGUGUGCAAGUGGAGGGAGGGCUUGGGGACCGGCGGUCGGUGGCACCGUCGUUGUUUUUCUGUUGUCAAGUAUGGAGAGGACGGGGCUCACACAUUGGCUGCUGCCGUAGCCAAGAAACUCAGGGAUAGACGAAACCAGGAAGUUAACGGAUUGAAAAAUGGGACUACGCUUAAUUCAGACGUUUCACCACCUGCAGCAGACGCUAUGUGCGGUGGGGCAUCGAAGAGGGGCCCUAAAGGAGCCAUGCCGAGUGAUGCACCCCCUCACAACCCACGGCUUGGUGGCAGUGCUUGCAGGGCUCGCAACAGGCGUACUGCGACAACAGCACGUGCAACUUCAGCUAGUGCAGGUGCUCCAAAUCCCCAUGUCUCCGACUCUUCGUAUUCCUUUCCUCAUAUUGGCGAAAAUAAACGGGACGCCGCCCUUGCAAAUAUUCCAGCCGACCCAAAUCUUUCCACAGUGGUGGCAUCAGCUGCUUACAGCGACGAAAUGGAACGCCUUGCUCAGUUGUUACGGAAGGCGAGAAGCAAUCCUUUGCUUGCGAAGUGGCUGGAUGAGAGGGCACCCCCUCCGGGAGCGGCUGCCCUGCGGGCAGCAGCGGAAUCAAUCGUUCCUUACCUUGCACUUCAGGCGGAAGCGGACAAAGCGCCAGCGGGAACUUCGGUCGCCUUUCGCCAGCAGCCGCAGGCCCUUCACAGAAGGGGGAGAGUUACAGGGGCGAGGGAGGGCAUGUGA